Phlebotomus argentipes is the source of this 1676-nucleotide messenger RNA. RefSeq lists its product as uncharacterized. The transcript has 3 exons. The record is from RefSeq and is a predicted model, not a curated record. Lineage: Eukaryota; Metazoa; Arthropoda; Insecta; Diptera; Psychodidae. The coding region runs from base 1029 to 1517 and encodes 162 amino acids.
AUCCAGAAAAUCGGAGGGAAACAUCGCAAUGAAUUCCAUUUUUCCAUUCCCGCCAAUCCGUGGGAUCCUAGAUUUUGCAUUUCUACGCCACCUGUCUUAUCUGUCAGGCAAUUUUAUACGCAGCAGACGCAGAACAAAAAUAGAUAUUAUAUUUAUUCUCGCAAUUUGUGUGAAAUGGAAGGUUUUGGAAAAUUUGCUUUGAUUUUCUUAAUUUGCAUAUCCAUAAUCACCCUUGUCUUGAUUUGUCUUCUGUGUUGGCGAAGUGGUACGUCGUCAGAGGACUCUGAGAUGACCACGCGACACAGACGCCCUGCUCAUUGUAAGCGAGCCAGCGUCGUAAGUACUUCUCAGCACACAAACCUCAGACAGACGGAUUCCGUGGAAUCUUAUCUGCCUCGCUAUUCACUCAGGACUUCAGAGUUGGAUCGUCCUAUUGGCUUUACACCUGAAGCGAUGGGAACAAAUCCUCCAUAUCCUGUGGAGAAUCUCAUGCCCACGCCCGGAAGAUCACCAGCCGCGCCAUAUCCUGUAGAGAAUCUGAUGCCCAUGCCUGCAAAACAUCUACCAUCCCUGCCGAAAUACGAUAUGAAUCCUCCCUCUUAUGAGUAUGCAGUUGGCUAUCCGACUCAUUGCAAUCUACCACCCAAAAAGUAGUUCUCUCCUAAAGACUCUCGAAAAGACUUGAAAUACAACCUAAUAUAAUGUGUUCCUGCCGAGAAAAUAUCUCCCUUGAAACCCUCAAAUACAUAGACUUAUUUGUUGUGUAUUGUCGUGUACCUAACAAUGCCAAAGAAGCAUAAAAAAUGCAAUAAAUUGUCAUAAAUGUUUCCUUUAAUAUCCUUCUAUGUUAUGUGGAUUUUUGGGGUUAAAUCAUAGGGCCUAGAUGUCCUGAAAAUCCCACAAUUUCCCCUUAUCUUGGACUGCUCAGCUGUUAUCUCAGUCAAUUUCAUCUUUGAUCUCAUCAAAGUUGCAAUGCAAUUGUUUCGUCGCGCGUUUUUGCGAAGAAAUUGCAUUAAAAAUUAACGUGAAUGGAAGUGAUUGAGGAAAUCCUCCUAAUUUUAUUCAUUUGCUUUAUCGCAGUUUCAUUUGUCGUUGGUUGUCUUCUGUGUUGGACUUCUGGGAAGUGGUUGGAAUGCAUACAAGAUUCCGAAGUCUCCACACGAUCUACAAGACCUCUCUUGGCUGACACGGUUAAUUCGUCGUCCAGUCACACGAGUCACACAUCGCUAGGACAGAGCAAUUCCGGAGAGUCUCAUUCUUUCAGCGCAAGAAGCACAAGCAGACAAGUGAGUCGUCCUAUUGGAUUCACUGAAGAAGUGGUCGGAUCUCUUCAGCACAACACUGUUUGGAGGCCUAAUCCUCCGUAUCCUCUGGAUAAUCUCAUGCCUGUGCCAAUGAGUCCUGCAGCGUCUCUUGACACGCAAUCAUUCCCUUCAGGCACAUGCACAAGUGACACUGAACCUCCGUCUUAUGAACACGUUAUGAACAAUCAGAUUCACUGGUCGUCCAGGAACUAAUCCCAUUGAGUAUUUCUUAUUAAAUCUCGCUUACCUCAAUUUUGUAUUCCGACCUCAUUUACUGGUCAAAUUUCUACUCAUGUUAAUGUAUGCAGUGAUAUUUUUAUACUUUCUUUUGCUGAUGGAAAUGACAAUAAAAUUUAUAAAAUUCUCUGUAAA